Molecule: messenger RNA, 2571 nt
Organism: Knipowitschia caucasica
Lineage: Eukaryota; Metazoa; Chordata; Actinopteri; Gobiiformes; Gobiidae
Source: the annotation of a GenBank genome assembly
AUGGCAGAGAGAAAGGGGAAAACGGCAAUCCCUGCCAAAAUACUAUCAAAGAAAGAACAACAGGAGCUCAAAAAGAAGGAGGAGGAGAAGGCAGCAGAAGUUUUUGAAGAAUUCUUGGCAACAUUUGAACCAAGCAACAAAAGUGGAGGAAAGACCUUUGUUCAUGGUGGAACAGUAAAUCCAGCAAAAGGAGGAGACGAGGCCAAAUCAGAGCGACUUUAUCGACCCACAUCGAGGUUUGCCCCACAGUAUGUUGCCCCACUGCCACCUCCAGAAAGUAAAAGGCCUACAUUCAAAAAGAAGGUGGAAGAAAAAAAGAAAAGUAACCUUGAGCUAUUCAAGGAAGAACUAAAAAUAAUACAGGAAGAGCGUGAGGAAAGACAUAAACGAAGGGGAGACUCAGGAGGGCAAGGAGGAGAUAUUCCAGUGCCAUUUACAGCUCGAGCAACUGCAUUAUAUGACGACCCCACGGCACCCAUCAGCACUAACCUCUAUAUUAGCGCCAUAAGCCCAAAGAUGAAUGAGGAGAUACUAUGUAAAGAGUUUGGCAAAUAUGGACCUCUGGCCAGUGUGAAGAUCAUGUGGCCCAGAAACGAUGAGGAACGUAACAGAACGUCUAAUCGAGCAUUUGUGGCCUUCAUGACUAGGAAAGACGCAGAGAGGGCUUUGGCUUCACUCGAAGGCAAAAUUAUUAUGGGUUUUGAAAUGAAGCUGGGAUGGGGUAGACCUGCUCGUAUCCCGCCUCAACCAUUGUACACACCAAUGGGAGUAAGGACGAUCCCGCCUCCUCCACCUUCUGGACUGCCCUUCAACGCACAGCCUCGGGACCGUUUCCGCAAUGAUUUCACCAAACCACUUGGCAGUUCAAAAGCAGAAUUUGAAAAGAGUUUGGCGGAAGCCAUUGUCAAAGUAAUUAUACCGAGCGACAGAAAUCUUUUAUUUUUAAUCCACCGGAUGAUAGAGUUUGUAGUGAGAGAAGGCCCAAUGUUCGAAGCCAUAAUAAUGAACAGGGAGAAAAACAACCCGAAGUAUAGAUUUCUUUUUGACAACAAAAGCCAAGAUCAUGUGUACUAUCGAUGGAGACUGUACUCUAUCCUGCAUGGAGAGACUCCUAGUAAAUGGAAGACGGCAGAUUUCCGUCUGUUUCGUGGAGGUUCACUUUGGAGACCUCCGAUCCUCAAUGACUUCUCACACAGAAUAGAAGAUGAAGCAGAAACCGAGGGCGUGGCUCCCCCACAAGAGGAGGAGGAGGAGGAGGAAGAGGAGGUGAAGAAAGGCCAGCUCAAAGCUAGGUUCAAGCUAAAACUGGAGGAGAUGCUUAAAGAACUCACCCCUCGGAGACAGGAUAUUGGAAAUACGAUGGUGUUUUGUCUACAGAGGGCCGAUGCUGCAGAGGAGGUUGUGGCGCUCAUAGCAGAAUCUCUGUCAAUGCUGGAGACGCCUCUUCAGAAAAAGAUUGCCCGAUUAUAUCUUGUGUCAGACCUUUUACACAACUCCUGUGCCAAAGUAGCUGGUGCGUCACAUUAUCGUAAAUAUUUUGAAUCAAAGUUAAUGCAGAUAUGUGGGGAUCUCUGUGCAUCACAUAAAACUAUACAAGCCAGAUUGCAGGCGGAACAGUUUAAGCAAAAAGUCAUGAAUUGUUUCAGAGCAUGGGAGGAAUGGGCUAUCUACCCUGAGCAAUACUUAAUCUAUCUACAAAACAUAUUUUUGGGCUUUGCUAAACCAGAAGAGGAGGUUGUAGAAAUGCCAAAAGAGCGACCCUGCGAUCUGGAUGGUGCUCCCAUAGAUGGGUUACCGUUGAGCAGAGCAGAUGAACUGGACGGCUGUCCACUGGGCUGGGACCCUCUAGAUGGAGAGCCGGUUGAUGAUUUAGACGGUGUUCCUUUAGGGACUUCCAUUGAUGACAUUGAUGGGCUUCCCUUGGAGGAUGGUCCUCACAGCAGAGUGCCUUUGUCUAAGUGGGAGCAGAUGGGUGAUUCAAGCAUAGUUUCAUCAGUUAAGACGUCUUCAAAGUGGGAUAAUGUGGAGGAGCAAGAACAUAAGAGUCAACAAAAAAAGAAAAAUGGCGGUACUGAUGACUCGGACAGUGACAGCAGUGAUUCCUGCUCCUCGUCUUCCAAAUAUGAAAGUGCAGACUUCCAGAGCUCUCUAAAAAGUUUCCAAAUGUCUGAGAUCAAGAGAAAGCGAUUGAGGGAGUUGGAGGUGAAAGUUUUGAAGAUGCAAGAUGAACUGGAGUCAGGGAAAAGGCAAAGGAAAUCUGGGAUGAGCAUACAGCAGCAAGUGGAAUACUACAGGAACAAGCUUCUACAGAGGGAAUUUGAUAAAGAAACUGUAAAUAGUAAGACAUCCACAACAAAAGAGAAAUCAAAAGACGAUAGAAGGAGAGAGGAAAGUCGACGUGGCAGAAGUAAAGAUUCAGACGGGAGAAGAUCCACAAAGUCCAGAUCGAGGUCGAGGUCACCUAAACGUUCCAGGCGCUCUCGAACCCCAUCUCCAAACUACAGACGAGAAAAAUCACGGUCUCGAUCACCGCAUCGGUCGCAUAAAAAAACGAAGAAAAGCAAACAUUGA